Messenger RNA from Gamsiella multidivaricata, 1455 nucleotides. RefSeq lists its product as uncharacterized. The record is from RefSeq and is a predicted model, not a curated record. The transcript has a single exon. Bases 1 to 1455 code for a protein of 484 amino acids. NCBI's taxonomy places the organism in Eukaryota, Fungi, Mortierellomycota, Mortierellomycetes, Mortierellales, Mortierellaceae.
AUGCCACCAAAGGCUGACCCAACAUCAACAGCAGCAACCACCGCGGUGUCUACUACACCAAAGCCCGCCGCGACAAAGACCGCAACAAAGGCCCCCGCAAAACCCACCACCAUCGGUGCCACAAACACAGCAACCACAGCAACCACAGCAACCACAGGAACCGCAACCUCAACCACCACAGGCACACUCGGCCCCAGCUCCACUGCCGCCCCAGGCGCCUCCACCGGUGGUCUCUCCACCCCUGCCAUCGCCGGCAUUGCUGUCGGUGGUCUCGUCGUGCUCUUCCUGCUCUCGAUUUUCCUCUGCAAGAAGCGGCGCGCGCACAUGUACGCGAAACGGGAUUACAGCCACGACCCCAGUCGUGAUCCCAUCAAUCCGAACGACGUCUUCCCUCUAGAGAACAAAUAUGACCAACGAACGCUCCCACCUUCUGAGGGACACGACGACCUGGAUGCCAUCACUUAUCCUCUUACCCUCCGAGCAGGCGGUAAUGACCAACGGCCAGGCCAGACACAGCAAGCACAGCACACGCAGCAACAAGAUUAUCCCACUUAUGACGAGCAUAUCCAAUCGCACUUCUCCCCUGAAAGCCCAAACCUGCAACCCAGGGGCUCUCCUGUUGGUGGUCCACCCGGUGCCCCAGGUGGCCAAGCACAUAUCCCCGCACCCAUCUUGAUCAACCCUUUAAACGAUAAUCCUCCGCGCUCGCCAAAUCAGCAGAACAGCCCCAGGGUCAUGUCGCCUCUUUCACCAAGAUCACAUCAGCAACCACCAGGCCCUGACUCAGUCUUCGUCAACGACAUGGGAAACCAGUUUGUCCUCGAGGACAACGGCAACAACGGCAGGCAGAACUACAAUGAUCCUAACUUCGGUAACAAUAUCAACAACAGCACAGAGCGUCUGCGCGACAGCUUUGACGAUGGAUCAGUGGUGCAGUCGGAACAUUCGUAUCGCAGACCGCCUCGAAAGAGCCAGGACUCAAACGUCGGUGGUGGUUAUCCUGUACACUCACCAUCCGCACCCUACUUCAACCACGGAUCAGGACCUGCAAGCCCGAAUGGACCAGGACCCCAGCAGCGCGGUGCCCGCCCUGGCCCUCCUAACAGCAACAGCAGCGCGUACUCAUCACCCAGACAGGGACCCUCGCAUCCAUCGCCCCGGCCAUCCCACGCACAAUACCAACCACCGCAGCCAUACUCUCCGCAACAGCCAUAUCCUCAGCAACCGGGAUACCCCCAGCACCCUCAGCAGCCUAGACCGAUGUAUGGUCCUGGACCAGCAUCACCUCCUGCAUUUGCGCAGCAGCGUCCAAACAACUACCCCGUUAGAUCACCACCCAUGGGCCCAAGGGGUCCUGGUGGAUAUCCACAGGGGGGCCCGCCCGGCUAUUCUCAGCCCUCUCCCAACUUUUCUCAACCCUCUCCCAACUACCGCCCUCGCCCCAAUUAUUCUUAG